AUGGCGGGACAACGCCAACGCGAGCCCGGGAUGCUACCCGAUAUCAUCUUUAGCCUUGCUAUGCUCGCCAUUAGUGUCAUCCCUCUGCACUUCUUUCUUAAACAAUUGGACCCUACGCGCGCAGAUCGAGAAGCAGCUGCGAAGAAGAAGAAGCUGAUCGCCCGAAGACUCGGGAGGCCUGACAUCGUGACGAACCAGUUCGAAGACGUCAUCGCGGGGGAUGUCGUGAACCCGGAUAGCAUUACGACGACAUUCGCGCAGAUUGGCGGACUCGAAGAAACAAAGAGAGCGCUUCAAGAGAUCGUGAUCCUUCCUUUACUGCGACCCGAGCUCUUCAAAAGCGGCAACCUUUUACGCCCAGUAAAGGGGUGUAUGCUGUACGGGCCACCCGGGACGGGGAAGACGAUGCUCGCGAAAGCUCUCGCGAAGGAGUGUGACGCGUGUUUCAUUAACGUGCGCGCAUCCACGCUUCAAAGCAAGUGGUUCGGUGACGCGAACAAGCUCGUUGCAGCAGUUUUUUCCCUUGCUUGGAAACUACAACCAUCGAUCAUCUUCAUCGACGAAGUAGACUCGUUCUUGGGGAGCCGUAAAACGAACGAGCACGAGGCGUCAACAAGUAUGAAAACAGAGUUCAUGACGAUGUGGGACGGGUUCCAGACGAACGAGCACGCGCGGGUUAUGGUACUAGCUGCGACAAAUCGCCCCUGGGAAGUGGACGACGCGAUUCUUCGAAGGCUUCCUCGGUCAUUCGAAGUGGCACUUCCAGAUAAAGUCAACAGGAUUGAAAUUUUGAAAGUUUUCUUACGCGACGAAAACGUUGAAAGCGGGUUCUUCGGGAUGAAUGAGACAUCCCCGGUAACAAAGAUUGCCGCUGCCACAGAGCGAUAUAGUGGCAGCGACCUGGAAGAACUAUGUAAAGCCGCGGCCUACGGUCCCGUCCGGGAUGUUCUUGCGGCAGAGCAAAGGGCAAGGACGGAGAGC
Molecule: messenger RNA, 981 nt
Organism: Micromonas pusilla CCMP1545
Lineage: Eukaryota; Viridiplantae; Chlorophyta; Mamiellophyceae; Mamiellales; Mamiellaceae
Exons: 2
Cellular component (GO): mitochondrial outer membrane
Molecular function (GO): ATP binding; ATP hydrolysis activity
Source: RefSeq, a predicted model, not a curated record